AUCCACCGAAGGGCUCUCCGAGUACGAGCUCGGCUCUAAUGGCACACGACGAGCCAACGCGGUCCUCCUCAUGCUCGUGCGCAACUCAGAGCUAGAAGGUGCCUUACGGAGCGUCACUCAGCUCGAAGACCGCUUCAACCAUCGAUUUGGCUAUCCUUGGAUUUUUCUGAACGAGGUCCCGUUCACUGACGAGUUCAAAGAAAAGAUGAGCGCCGCCAUUGCCGGACCAGUCUCCUUUGGACUGAUCCCGAAGGAAGACUGGUAUCAGCCAGGCUGGAUAGACGAGGAGAAAGCUGCUGCGAGUAGAGCUCAGAUGGAAGCCAACAAUGUCGUAUACGGAGGCAGCGUCUCCUAUCGUAACAUGUGCCGCUUCAACUCCGGCUUCUUCUACAGGCAUCCUCUCGCGCAACGCUACAAGUGGUAUUGGCGAGUUGAACCUGGUGUCAGCUUCCACUGCGAUACCGACUACGACCCUUUCCUCUUCAUGGAAGAGCAUGACAAGGUCUAUGGCUUUACCAUCUCUCUACAAGAGUGGCCACCAACAGUUCCGACGUUGUGGGAUGCCGUCAAAGAAUACAUCGCUGCGAACCCGCAACAUGUAGCUCCCAACAACUCCAUGGCCUUCCUCUCCGACGACGGCGGCAACUCUUAUAACAUGUGUCACUUCUGGAGUAAUUUCGAGAUCGCGAACAUGGAGUUUUGGCGCGGUGAGGUGUACAGCAAGUUCUUCGAGCACCUGGAGUCCAAGGGCGGGUUCUAUUACGAGCGCUGGGGCGACGCCCCUGUCCACAGCAUCGGCGCCGCGCUCUUUGCCCGCAAAGACCAGAUUCACUUCUUCGACGACAUCGGGUAUCAGCACCCGCCCUUCAUGCACUGUCCGCGCCUCCACAGCGUGCGGCAGGAACGCAACUGCUCGUGCACGCAGUAUCAGAGCUUCGACAACAACAUGUACUCCUGCUUGCGCAAGUGGGAGCAAGUGGUGCGGUCGUGAGACGAGGGUGCCGCCUUCUGGUGCUUCGCUGCGCCCGAGCCGCGCGCCGCCCACGAAGCCCGGCGGAUGCUUGAGUAGCAUCCGCAACCCGGUCCGGUGCCGGCGAAACGGUUGGCUGGCACAGGUCGAUGGCGUUUGGACGUCGAGGUGCGACACAUACGAAGGCCCUGAUACAGUACAGUACAGUAUCCGGACUGCACAAGGGCAUUGGGAUCUCACUUGGUGAGCGGUUUCUUGCGCGUGGAGUUCAUGGACAGUCCAGGACGCUUGCGUGUAUGCGCGCAGUCUCACAUUUACACAUGUACUUACUGUAAAGGCUUCGAAUAGCCGGCUGUCUGGGACGCCAUCUAGAGUUACGUUAAUGCUAAGAUGUUAUCAC
This is a messenger RNA of Dichomitus squalens LYAD-421 SS1, 1370 nucleotides long. Its product is annotated as glycosyltransferase family 15 protein. Gene Ontology annotation, molecular function: alpha-1,2-mannosyltransferase activity. Gene Ontology annotation, biological process: cell wall mannoprotein biosynthetic process; protein N-linked glycosylation. NCBI's taxonomy places the organism in Eukaryota, Fungi, Basidiomycota, Agaricomycetes, Polyporales, Polyporaceae. Bases 71 to 991 code for a protein of 306 amino acids. The record is from RefSeq and is a predicted model, not a curated record. Gene Ontology annotation, cellular component: Golgi apparatus; membrane. The transcript has 11 exons.